Arxiozyma heterogenica is the source of this 2718-nucleotide messenger RNA. It is a transcript of the gene HSL7, whose product is annotated as protein arginine N-methyltransferase. Gene Ontology annotation, biological process: regulation of DNA-templated transcription; peptidyl-arginine N-methylation. Bases 1 to 2718 code for a protein of 905 amino acids. The transcript has a single exon. Lineage: Eukaryota; Fungi; Ascomycota; Saccharomycetes; Saccharomycetales; Saccharomycetaceae. The record is from RefSeq and is a predicted model, not a curated record. Gene Ontology annotation, cellular component: nucleus; cytosol.
AUGCAGAGUAACGUUUUCAUUGGUGUUAAACCAUCUUUAAAUCAUACUGUUGGAAAUCUAACCAAUUCAAACGAAUAUAUAAAAAACGAUAUUUUUUCUGGAAAUUACGAUUAUAUCCUCUUGCCAAUAACAAAUUCAAGAUAUAAGGAAACAGUAAAACAUUACAUAAAAGAUUUUAAGGAUUCCCAAGACAAGACAUUUUGCAGUGAUCUAACUAUACCUGAACCUCAAUUACAGGAUAUAUCGAUAUCACCUUUUAAUGGAGGGUCGCAAGAAGAAGCUCCAAGAUAUAUUGGUCUACUAUCAUCAUGGCUAGAACUGGAGAGUCCUGAUUUACUUCAGAGAUCAUUAGCCUUCCAAGUUCUCCUGAAUGAAUGUCGAUAUGCCAAAUACGUUGGAAUAAAAAAACUAAUUUUAGCUCCACCUAAAGAUUUAGUUAAUUUACAGGAUUAUUCUCAAAUUGUUGCAAGAUUACUAAACUCUGAUAUUUUUAGGCCAGGACAAGAUGCUACUCAACAAAAUACAGAAAGAAUGAUACUCUCUAUAUCAUUGCCGUUGUGCGAAGAUAGUGAUCCAUUGGCAACCUGGGAAAUCUGGAACACAGUUAGAAAAUUAUGUGAUUUCCAUCCUUCUUUAACUAUUUCUCUGGCUAUAUCCAAGGUUAAAACACCAAACUAUGUACUGAACAGAUGGCUUUGUGAACCUGUAAGUUGUCUAUUAGUAUCAUCGUCCAUUUUUGCUACCAAUAAAUAUGGGUAUCCUGUACUUUAUAAAUUUAAUCAAAAUUUGAUUAGAAAAUUCCAGGACAUAAAUGGAAAUUCACAAACUACUUCAAACGAUCUGUGUGUAUUGCUCCAUGGAAUGGAAAAGUAUGCUUACAGUGUCAAUGGUGGUGAAAACUCUUACUUAGCCUACAUUAAUCAUUUAUUAAAGAAGGGUGACCAGGCUAUGUUAUCUGAAUGUAUAAAUGGGUCCAAUGAACCUUAUCUUUUAUCCCCACUGAAGCCCAAUAGUGAAAAUCUAACAAAUGAAAUAUAUUCAAACUUUGAAAAAGAUGAAGUCAAAUAUGACAUGUAUGAGAAAGCAAUAGAAAAGGCUAUAUGCAACAUCAAAAAUUUUAUUGAUAAUUCUUCACAAUUCACAAUUUUAAUUGCAGGUGCUGGACGUGGUGCAAUAGUGGAUAAGUUAUAUCAAGUCAUAAUGAAACAUAAUAUCAUAAAUCGAGCAAGAAUAUUGGCAUUGGAGAAGAAUCCUGAAGCGUGUUUAUAUCUACAAAAGAGAAAUUUUGAAUAUUGGAAUAGCCGAGUAGAAUUGAUUAAAGAAGAUAUGAAAACUUGGAAAGACCCAACUAUCAAAAUUGACAUAUGUAUUAGUGAAUUACUUGGAUCCUUUGGAUGUAAUGAGUUGUCUCCUGAAUGUCUAUUUGAAAUUGAAAAAUAUCACGGUAAACCGAAUACAAUUUAUAUUCCCAAAUCCUAUUCCUCAUAUGUUGCACCAAUCACAUGUCCGUUGAUAUAUCAAAAAUUAAAAGAUACAAAUGAUCGAAAAAAAAAUUUACAAUCUUUUUGGGUAUUACACAAAAUUCCAUAUCAAGUACUUUCAUCAAAGAUUAGUAAAGUAUGGACUUUUAAACAUCCCAUGAUUAGAGCCAAUUUUACUCAGCAAUAUACCACAGUUUUUAAACUGAAACAACGAGGGGAAAUCCAUGGUUUAAUUGGAUUUUUCACUGCAAUACUAUAUGAUGAAGAAACAAUCCUCUCCAUCAUCCCAGAUGGUCAUAUAGUUAAAGACAAAUUAGAAAACUAUCACAUGCAUAACAUGGAAAAUAUUUUUCAUACCAAAGACAUGAUAUCAUGGUCUCCUAUAAUAUUCCCGCUUGAACAACCAUUGCCUAUAGUAGAUGAUACAGAGGUAUCUUUAUCAAUAUCAAGAUUACAUAAUGGUAGGGAGGUAUGGUAUGAAUGGUCUAUGGAAAGUUUUAUGUACUUUGUUGUUCCUGAAGAAAAAGUAAGACAAAUAAACAAUCACACUAGUCUCUCAAAAGAUGUAUCAAAUAAUAACCAUGAUCAUAAUAUUUAUAUAAUGCCUAAAACAAAAUACAUGGGGUAUAGGGAUAUGAGCACAUUUGAAGAAGUUACAAAUACCAAAAAUCCAAAUCCAAAUCUAAAUCUAAAUCUAAAUCCCAAAUCAAAUUUAAAUUCAAAUUCAAACUCUAGUUUGACCUUGAGUAAAAGUAAAAAUGCAAACGCAAACACGAAUACAAAUAUUAGCUCCAAUCUUGAAGAUUCACAACAAAAUUCUUUAUUAAAAAACAAGAACUUUGUUAACUUAACAACAGACAAUGAGGAAGAUGAAAAAGCUCAAGAUUUCGCUUUACAAAACUUUAAUAGCGGCUGGCAAAGUGUCAAUGAUAUACAUGGUUGGGUUACUGAUGAUCCAAUACUGGCACAAGAACAUGGCACGUAUAUUCAUAAGGAUAUUAAUCCAACUCCAACAUUUAAUCUAAGUAAAAACGAUUCUAAUAAUACUCACACUUCUCCGCCCAAUCAUUAUUUAAGUUCUCCACCUCCACAUAAGCCAAUGAUCAUCCUUCCCCAACAGCUAGAUUUAGAACCUAUAAAUGAAGAAUAUAUAUCUCAAGAAAUCCAUAUGCGUGUGAAAACCGGUUCGACUACUAUACACAAUAUUGGUGGGCAUGCCUUUUCAAUUCCAAUAUAG